Messenger RNA from Rhizophagus irregularis DAOM 181602=DAOM 197198, 797 nucleotides. The record is from RefSeq and is a predicted model, not a curated record. NCBI's taxonomy places the organism in Eukaryota, Fungi, Glomeromycota, Glomeromycetes, Glomerales, Glomeraceae.
AUGCCAAAGUCGAAGAAAACGCGCCUCUCGAAUUCUAUAACAAAACAAGAAAAUAAAUUAAAGAAAAAAGAAAAAAUUGAUCAAAAAGCUAUUUCAAACCAACCUACGACCAAGUCUGAUUUUAAACUUAAUAACAAAUUACAAAUUAAGGAACAAACAAAUGAACUUAUUUCGUUAGACACAGAGGACAAAAUCAUUGUUAAAGAUUUUUUAAUUAUUGCAGGAAGCUAUGAAAGGAUUUUAUAUGGAAUUGAUGCUCAUUGGAUAAAGUCCGGCGAAAGCUCUGAUGAUGAUGAUUUUUCAUUAAAAUUAGAUCCGAUCUUUGUCUUUUCAGCUCAUACUGGAUGUAUCAAAACAGUAUCGGUGGGAGGCAAAUUUUUAGCUUCAGGAAGUACUGACGAGGUUAUAAAGUUAUACAAUUUGAGAAAACGUAAGGAACUUGGAUCCUUGUUACAACAUGAAGGUUCUAUAACAACUAUUCAAUUCUUUAAUAAAACUCAUAUGUUUAGCGGAAGCGAAGAUGGUACAAUAUGUAUUUGGAGAACCAAAGAUUGGGAAUGUUUAAAAACUUUAAAAGGUCACAAGGGACGUGUAAAUUCUUUAGCGGUUCAUCCAUCUGGCAAAAUAGCUUUAUCGGUAUCUAAUGAUAAAACUGUUCGCUUAUGGAAUUUAUUGGCUGGCCAAAAGGCCAGCGUAAACAAACUUGGAAGAGGUAUUUAUUGAAAUAAACUUCUUCUUAGUGACCAUUUUCUUAUAAUCUUGAAUUAUUUCAUUAGAGGGUGAAAUCAUCUUAUGGA